CCCACUUACCGUUUACAGGUAACGGUGUCACACACCUGGAUCACCUUUACCUGCGGACACACGGUUUACCUCAGGACACGUUUAUUUACGUUACGAAAACGCCUCUCAUUUGAGCUAAUGACUGUUUAAAAAGAAAGAAAAAAAGAAUAGAUAAACGACCGAAAUUGUUGGUUUAUUUGUUUGUUUAUUUAUAAAUAUAUUUGAGGGACAUCCUGAUGGAGGAGCCGGUUCUGGGCGGUUUGGGCCGGUGCUCGUGCGCGUUCUGGCUGGCCGUGGCGUUCGACGCGUGCGGCCUCGUCGUGCUUCUACUCGGGGUUUUCGUCGACAUCUUCUUCUACGACUUUCUCAUCUACGCGGGCGCCAUCGUCAUCUUCCUCAGCCUGAUCUGGUGGGUUUUCUGGUACACGGGGAACAUCGAGGUGCCCCCGGAGGAGCUCGAGGACGACGUGGGUCUGCUGAAGAAGAAGGAAAAAGGGCUCGCCGGCGUCCUGAGGAGGUUCUCGAGCCGAAUCAGGAGCUCGGUGAGGAGAAACGGGACCGCCAUGUCGGGUCAGGGCUCACGGAGCCAACAUGGCGGCCGGGGGGCUGUAGUGGUCAACGUGUCCAUGACGCCUCCACAACAACAACAACAACAACAACAACAACAACAACAACAACAACAAGAACUGAGCACUGUUUCUGCCACUGUGGCUACAGAAACUUCACCAAUAUGAGCCUUAAAUCCCAGCGACCAGAAGAGGAAGAAUUUCCCAAUGGAGCCGAAGUCGCAACUGCCUGUACAUUUAUAGUUUAUUUUGUUAAUUUGUUUACGCUUGAUUUUACAAACUUGUAUUGCUGAUUAGUAAUUAUUGUAUUAAAGUCUCUGACAUUUUUAUGAGGA
Molecule: messenger RNA, 880 nt
Organism: Ictalurus punctatus (channel catfish)
Lineage: Eukaryota; Metazoa; Chordata; Actinopteri; Siluriformes; Ictaluridae
Product: transmembrane protein 238-like
Exons: 2
Coding region: 216-713 (165 amino acids)
Source: RefSeq, a predicted model, not a curated record